Exaiptasia diaphana is the source of this 1006-nucleotide messenger RNA. RefSeq names its product fizzy-related protein homolog. The transcript is spliced from 7 exons. The record is from RefSeq and is a predicted model, not a curated record. Gene Ontology annotation, cellular component: anaphase-promoting complex. NCBI's taxonomy places the organism in Eukaryota, Metazoa, Cnidaria, Anthozoa, Actiniaria, Aiptasiidae. Gene Ontology annotation, molecular function: anaphase-promoting complex binding; protein binding; ubiquitin ligase activator activity. Gene Ontology annotation, biological process: positive regulation of ubiquitin protein ligase activity; positive regulation of anaphase-promoting complex-dependent catabolic process; anaphase-promoting complex-dependent catabolic process.
GAGUGGUAUGGUAGCUGUAGGGACAUACAAAGGUCUUGUUCAAAUAUGGGACAUUAAUGCUUCUUCGCCAAAACGUGUAUCAACCAUGGAAGGACAUUCUGCUAGAGUUGGUGCRUUAGCAUGGAACGGGGAUACACUUUCAUCAGGAAGUCGAGACAGACUCAUUUUACAAAGAGAUAUACGAACACCAUCUUCUAUCGAAGCAAGACUUGUUGGUCAUAGACAAGAGGUUUGUGGUCUCAAGUGGUCCCCUGACAGACAACAUUUAGCUUCAGGAGGCAAUGAUAAUAAACUAUUAGUAUGGAGUCAAUCAAGUACCACUCCUCAACAGCAGUACAGUGAACAUACUGCAGCAGUUAAAGCAAUAUCAUGGUCACCACAUCAGGUUGGUAUUAGUUGAAGAUGAAAUGAUNCAGGCAGUCCAACCCUUGAAUUUUUUUCUAAUUCAGCAUGCAAGAGGUGGGCUGCCUGUGGUAAAGUUUGCAAUCUUGCCUGGUCUAAACACUCUAAUGAACUAGUUAGYACACACGGAUAUUCACAAAACCAGAUUCUAGUGUGGAAAUAUCCAUCACUUACUCAAGUAGCAAAACUCACAGGGCAUUCCUACAGAGUAUUGUAUUUGGCCGUUUCCCCAGAUGGAGAAGCAAUCGUCACUGGAGCUGGAGAUGAGACCCUUCGCUUCUGGAGUGUUUUUAGUAAGGCACGCUCGCAAAAGGAGUCCAAAUCAGAGCUGAAUUUAUUUUCAAGAAUUCGGUGACCAUAUACAUUGUAUAUUUUAUUAUCUUGUAGUUGUACAGUCAAAAGCCAUAAGAAUAUUUGUAAAUAGAGGUGUGUUAUAGCUAGAGAGGGUUUAUACAGUUAGAAUAUCACUUUUAGCAAAUUGUUUAGUUCGAAUUAUGUAAGAAUAAUAAGAAAUAAUUGUGACAAAAAUAUGUGAAUACUAGAAUAUAUUGUAUUGCCAUCAGAUUCUGAAUAAAAGAAUAAACAAUAGUGUAUUGAAGCCUAA